Sphaerodactylus townsendi is the source of this 3343-nucleotide messenger RNA. It is a transcript of the gene MYLK3, whose product is annotated as myosin light chain kinase 3. Gene Ontology annotation, molecular function: ATP binding; protein serine/threonine kinase activity. Gene Ontology annotation, cellular component: cytoplasm; nucleus. The record is from RefSeq and is a predicted model, not a curated record. Gene Ontology annotation, biological process: intracellular signal transduction; positive regulation of apoptotic process; protein phosphorylation. NCBI's taxonomy places the organism in Eukaryota, Metazoa, Chordata, Lepidosauria, Squamata, Sphaerodactylidae.
AAAGCCGUGUAUCAAGACGACACAAUGUACAGGGAGAGGCUGGAAAAGAUGGAGGGGAUGGUGGACUCGGUGGACCAAGUUGUGAAAUAUUUGGCAGAAACGUUAAAGAAUUCUAAGGUGAUAGAUUUCACUCUGAAGGGUGGUGUUCCUUGGAAGACAGGGACCCCGACUGAAAUCCUCAACGAGACGAAAGAUAAACCAGAAGAGAAAGCGUCAAAAGGAAAGCAUGUCCCCAUCAAGAAAGGAAUCCAGGUCGAAGACCAGAAUUCCUUGGAAGAAAACAAAAGGGAGAAAAAAUUGGAUGAACCAGACGGAGUCUGUGAAAAGGUGAACGUGACUAGAACAGAUCUUUCCAAUGCUGGCUCCAUCCCAUGUGGGAAAGAAAGGAUGUCCCAGGCUGAAUCGACAGAAGUUUUGGGUUGCCAACAGCAAAAAGAUGCCAGUAUCGGUGCCCUGGCCAAGAACGAUAGCCUUUCCUGCGUCACUGGAGGCAAUCUAACAGCAUCAGAAACUACAGACCGAGAACCUCCGACAAAGACUGUCAGUCCAAAUCCUAAGGAAAGCGAAAAGGAGGUUUCUCAACCCGUUUCUCCAACUCAGGAAGCUGCCCCGUCCACUUCCAAGUCUGGAGGGGAAGUUAUACGGACAAGAAUUUCCAUCAACGUCCAAAUGAGCGACACUCAAGUGAAGCCUCCAAAGAGCCAACAAGGAAACGUCGGAGGGGGCCACACCGGCAAAAUCCCCAGAGCCGCUCUGCCCCGGCCUCCACCUCUGGCAGGUGAAGGAACGAAACGUUGCCCGGACUUCUUUAAGGGUAAGCAGGCCUCUAAGAGCGGCAGGACUGAUCCCUCCCAAGGCAGAAAAGGGGCCACGUUUUCGGACAAGCCAGGUGAGCGGACGCCUCAGCUGGGGGAUCCGCAGCCGCUUGCGAAGGCCGAGGAGAAAGGAGACCUGAAAGGCAAGAUGGCCGGCUCCAUUGCAAAGGAUUCUGGGAAAGAUCUGGGAGCCACAGUGAAAAGGUCCAAAGAAGGGGCAACGAUGAGGAAAGACUCUGUAAAAGAUGGCAAACUGGAGACUGUAGAACCCGGCGGCGCCCCUGCAGCGCAGCAGGAAAGUGGAUCCAGUCAGCAUGCAGGGAAACCAUCCGGAAACAGCGCUUUGGUGGAAUCGGGUAAAAUUGAAGAAGUGAUCAUUGAUGACAGCCCUCCGCCCCCUGCUCCGUUCCAGCAUCGCAUCGUCAGCAUCAAGCAAACCGAGGUGUCAGCGGCCUAUUUGGUUUGCCAUCAUGAAGUCUUGGGAGGGGGGCGUUUUGGUCAAGUCCACAAGUGCACAGAAAAGUCAACCGGGCUGUGUCUCGCGGCCAAGAUCAUCAAGGUCAAAGCAGCAAAGGAAAGGGAAGAAGUGAAAAACGAAAUAAACAUCAUGAACCAGCUCAACCACGUGAACUUGAUCCAGCUGUAUGAUGCUUUUGAAUGCAAGAACAACCUCACUUUAAUCAUGGAAUAUGUUGAUGGAGGUGAACUGUUUGACCGGAUCACAGACGAAGCCUACCAUCUGACUGAACUGGACGCUAUCCUGUUUACUAAGCAAAUAUGUGAAGGAAUCCACUACCUCCAUCAACAAUACAUUCUUCAUCUCGACCUCAAGCCCGAGAAUAUCCUCUGUGUGAAUCACACUGGGAACCAGAUCAAAAUAAUCGAUUUUGGACUAGCAAGAAGGUACAAGCCGCGCGAGAAGCUGAAGGUGAAUUUCGGCACACCGGAAUUCUUGGCUCCUGAAGUGGUGAACUACGACUUUGUGUCGUUCCCCACGGACAUGUGGAGUGUGGGCGUCAUCACUUACAUGCUGCUGAGUGGUUUAUCACCUUUCCUGGGAGAAACAGACACAGAGACGAUGAAUUACAUUGUGAACUGCAGCUGGGAUUUUGACGCAGACGCAUUUGAACAAGUGUCGGAGGAAGCAAAAGACUUUGUUUCAAGACUCCUAGUGAAGGAGAAGAGCGGCAGGAUCAGCGCGGCAAAUUGUCUGAAACAUGAAUGGCUGUUGGACCUUUUUGGCAAAGCCCAGAAAUCGAAGGCCCACUUGAAGUCUCAACUGCGGCUGCAGAAUUACAUGACUCACAGAAAAUGGAAGAAGCAUUUCUAUGUGGUCACUGCUGCCAACAGACUAAGGAGAUUCCCAAGUCGGACUGAGAACCCUGCAUAAGCUGCGUCGGGUGAAAACCAACGGACUUGAUUGAUUUCAGCAAGAGUCCCAUUCCUCCCUAUUUGACAAUAAACCCUUUUUCUUCUCCAUCUCAUUAGCCACAAAUAUGCUCAAGUCUGUCUUCAGGCCUAACAGGAUAGAAUGGGAUUCUAUCUCACUUGAUUGGAAGUCAGUUCUGUUUGACAAAGUAUCACGGGAAAAGCUUGAAAUAUGUCAAACAUAUUUUCCUUUCUCUAAUUAUACCAUUUUUUUUCUUGAACGAAACUAAGGAUUUUGUCCUGGUAGUGAACCUUAGCAUUUGACGGAAGGUAUCCCCAAGGAAUGGAAGACAACUCCUAUGGUGAUUUUGCUGGGCUGUUCUCAGAUAUUCACCGUGAAAACAGCAAGUAGGGUAUGAUGAAAUAGAUCUGCUCUUUUUGGCAUUCUUUUGCUACUAUGGCUCUGUUCUUGUUUUUAUUUGCCCACGCUGAUCCAAUACACUACAGCAGGGUUCUCUAACCUUGUUGAGGCCGGGGACACUAUUUUGGCUGCACGACUCAUUGCUUUGAUCAUUCGGGAUGUUUCGACAUUGCGGAGGAGCGGCACAAAAGCAAAAUUAAAUCUCAACCUCUGAUAUUUGCAAGGAAAGAAAGAAUGAGGACUUAAAAUGUAUAAUAAAAUUUAUUACUGUUUCUCUAGAAGAGGCAAGUCUACACAGACAAGGUAGAAAGUCGUCAGGAAGACAGAAGAUUUCAGAUGACGCACCGUAUUUAUAACGUAGUCUAUUGUUGUUUAAAAUGGCUAAAAAUCUAUAGGUUAAAAAAUUUCCAGUGUCAAAUGUCACUCUCCCUGUACGUCCCUGAAGUCUUUGGAGAGUUAGAAGGGACAGUUAAUAGGUGACUAAUUCUUGUGUUCACAUUUGAAACCAAAAUGUGGUUGGUUCUGGUUCUAAGUCUCUUAAAUGUAAGCAAUUUCUAGCGAAGACAACAGACUUUACUGUAGCACCAAAUCCCAAAUCUGGCAAGGUGAUCUAGGCUGCGUAUUGAGAAUCUGGUCACAUGGGAAUCGGCUUGCUUAAAGCAACAGAAACUUGAGGCGCUUUGAAAAGCGUCUGUGAGGGUUUCAGCAAUAAAAUAAGAUGGUUUGUUGAAGCCUUAAA